This is a messenger RNA of Elaeis guineensis (African oil palm), 5118 nucleotides long. NCBI's taxonomy places the organism in Eukaryota, Viridiplantae, Streptophyta, Magnoliopsida, Arecales, Arecaceae. The record is from RefSeq and is a predicted model, not a curated record.
GGCCGCUGCCACAAGUCUCCCGCCCAGUUGAGGCUCCUAGGAUGGAAAAAAGAGAGGAAAAGUUGGGGGAAAACAGAGGAAAAAUCUAAAAAAACAAAGGAAAGAUGGAAAGAAUUAAAAGGUAAGACCCUUUCCACAUGGAUUGCUCAUUUUUUUUUUUGCUUUUCACUUCGUUUUCUUUUCGGACAUCCGGUGAGAUUGGAGAGGUUUCUUAGGUUCCGGUUGGGGUUUUUUUCUCAAGAUUGGCGGUGUGAGUUGGUCCCUUGAGCGCUUAAUCGAAGUAUUAUUUUGUGGGAUUUGGGGAUUUUUGAUCGAAAGGAUUCUUCUUUGGUGACAAAAUUUUCAGUUUAUGGAGUUCCAUUGAAUAUAUGAAUGAGGUUUCUUAGGUUCCGGUUGGGGUUUUUUCUGACGAUUGGUGGUGUGAGUUGGUCCCUUGAGAGCUUAACCGAAGCAUUAUUUUGUUGUGGGAUUUGGGGAUUUUUGAUCAAAAGGAUUCUUCUUUGGUUACAAAAUUUUCAGUUUAUGGAGUUCCAUGAAUAUUGAAUAUAUGAAUGAGGGUUAAUCGGGAUGCUUGGCUGAUGUACCAGUUUUAAGUGGGACAGGUUUGGGACGGGUUCGGGUGGUAAGAUUUUAAACGGAUUCGGAUACGGAUAGGGUAAAUUUUGCGCAUACCCCACCCAUUGCAAUCCCUCCGGGCUAAGCCUUGGCUGCCCCGAAUUUCAAUCGUGCACUCAGUCUCAGGUCCUCUCCUCCCACUCCGUCCGUCCGUUUGUACUCUCGUGUCUACCCUUUCCUCCUACUCUGCCCGUCUGCCACUCGAGACUACCUUCGUCGACUCUAGCCGCCGGAGCAGCGUCUCCCCUUUCCUCCCAUUCCGCCCGUCUGGCACUGUCCCUCGCCUUCCUCCUCCAACCCCUCACUCAGCACUAGAUGGACAAUGAUUCUCAUCAGAAGGAAAAUAGUGAGUGGAAUUGUGAGGAAUCAAAGGGAAAAGAUGCAGCGGAUUCCAUGGAUAAGAAGAAUUCAGCUAGCAAGGCCGAAGGAGUCCAGAUCUUGGCAUUUGAUCACUCUGUGGAGAACUUCUUCGCUACAAUGGAUGCUAUUUUGGCUCUUUGUGGGGAGCCUGGCGAGCAGCGCUUUGAGUCUGGCGAGAUUCAGCGGUUCUCUUCCAUGAUCACCUUUUUGAAAGAGUGGAGGCAUUUCUGUUAUGAACCAAAAAUUAUCAAUUUUUCUUUUGAAACUGAAUCUGCACGGGUGAAAGUUGUUCCUGAUGGGAAACGCUUAUCUCAGUUUUCAUCUGCAGCUGUUCCGAAGAUGGAACAACUACCUCGUAAAACAAGAAAUUCGGACAGCAGUGAUUUUGUCUUGCAUGCUGGUGGGCAUGUCUGGGGAUUGGACUGGUGUCCCCAGAUCCAUGAAAAGCCUCAUUCUAAUAUCAAAUGUGAGUAUCUUGCAGUUGCUGCUCACCCUCCUGGUUCUACAUAUCACAAGAUAGGUGUCCCAUUGAUUGGAAGAGGUGCCAUUCAAAUCUGGUGCCUCUUAACUUUGGAUGAGAAAGUGGAAUUUUCUCUACCAAGGUCCAGAAGAGGGAGACUUAAAAAGGAACCAGUUAAAGAAGAACCGCUAAAUGAUUUUAAUGGUACAGGUAUGACAAUAACCACCAAAAGGCCCAGAGGCAGACCAAGGAAAAGGCCAGUUGAAAAUGAUACAAAAUAUGCUUUAAGUGUGGAAGAUGGAUCAGAUCUACCAAGCCCAAGAUGGAGACCUAAAAAGAGACUGAUGCUGGGUGUAGUUGAUCUAAAUGGUUCAACGAAAUUAUCUCCAGCAAAGCCUAGAGGAAGACCUAGGAAAAAACCAGCUUCUGAUAACAACAGUGCACAAAAAUCUUUUCUUGCCAAGCCCAGAGGGAGACCUAGAAAACAUUCGCCUCCAAGCAUUGAUAAUUCAAAUGACAAAGAUGUCUCACGUCCUUGCAGUAACAAUCAAAUUCAGAUUGUAAGUGAGUCUAAUGUGCCUACAACUGUUAAUUCAGGGAAUAAUGUAAUGGCAUUGUCUUUUUCUGCUGAUGUAAAUUGUGAGGAGGUAACAAUUCAAAAAAGGUGCAGAGGAAGACCCAGAAAGAAUUCCAUUUCCACUGUAAAUGAUCAUGUUCCAGAAUCUGGGGUUGAAUCAGGGAACGGUACAUCUUUUUUGGCCAUUUCAAGCAGAUCUGAGACUUUGGACAUGAAUGAAUCAUUUUUAUGCAGUCACAAUCAGCUUCCAAGUGUUGUUGAUUUGGGGAAUAUUGCAGUGGCAUCACCUGUUUCUGCUGAUGUAAAUUGUGAGGAGGAAACAAUUCAGAAGAGGUGCAGAGGAAGACCUAGAAAGAACUCCAUUUCAAAUGUAAAUGAACACAUUCCAGCAUCUGGUGUUGAAUCAGUGCAUGGUACAUCUUCCUUGGUCACUUCAACCAGACCUGAGACUUUGAACAUGAAUGAAUCAUGUUCAUGCAGUAACAAUCAGAUUCCAAAUGCUGUUGAUUUGGGGAAUAUUGCAUUGGCAUUGCCUGUUUCUGCCGAUGUAAACUUUGAGGAGGGAAUGAUUCAAAAAAGAAGCAGAGGAAGACCUAGAAAGAACUCCAUUUCAAAUGCAAAUGAACAGAUUCCAGCAUCUGGUGUUGAAUCAGGAAAUGGUACGUCUUCCUUGGCCGCCACUUCAACCAGACCUGAGACUUUGAACAUGAAAGGAUCAUUUUUAUGCAGUCACAAUCAGAUUCCAAGUGCUCUUGAUUCGGGGAAUACUGCAUUGCCAUCUCCUGUUUCUGCUGAUGUAAAUUGUGAGGAGGGAUCAAUUAAAAGAAGGUGCGAAGAAAACACCUCAAGUGUAAAUGAAUGUGUUCCAGCAUCUGGUGUUGUAUCAGGGAAUGGUACAUCUUCCUUAGCCACUCCAAGCAGAUCUGAGACUUUGAACAUUAAUGAAUCAUGUCUAUGCUGUAACAGUCAAAUCCGAAGCACAGGUGAGUGUGUUCUGCAUUUAACUGUCGAGUCGGGGAAUGCUGCAUUAGCCUUACCUGUUUCUGCUGAUGGAAACUGUAAUGAGGAAACAUUUCCUCCAAGGCGUAGAGGGCGACCUCGAAAGAGGCCACUUCCAACUAUAAACAAGUGUGUUAUGGCAUCCGGUGUUGAAUCAGGGAAUGAUAUAUCUGUAUUGCCAACUUGUAGCAGACCUGGUAUUUCGAGUGGUGAUAAAUCACCUCUAUUUAGUAAUAGUCAAACUCUAAAUGGAAGUGAGGGUUUUCAUCCUUUAACUUGUGAUUCAGGGAAUUUUGGAUUGGCAUCAUCUGAUUCCGUUGAUGUAAAUUGUAAGGUGGAUACAAUUCAACAAAGGCAUAGAGGGAGACAUAGAAAGCAGCCAGUUUUAAGCUUGAACAAAUGUUUUCUGGAAUCUGGAGUUGAAUCAGUGGAUGAUACAUUAGCAUUGCCCACUUCUAGAGGACCUGAGACUUUGGAUGUAGUUGAAUCAUUUCUGUACGGCAAUUCUCAGGAUGCGAUGCUCUUAAGUAAUGAAGUGGGCUGUGAGAGCUCAUCUAAAGCCGACUUAACUAGCUUAAUUCCAAGAGACAUUGCUUUGCCCCGGGUUGUACUCUGUCUAGCUCACAAUGGGAAAGUUGCAUGGGAUGUGAAAUGGAGACCUUACACCAUCAACGAUUCAGAAGGCAUGCAUCAUAUGGGUUAUCUUGCUGUAUUGUUGGGAAAUGGUUCUCUGGAAGUGUGGGAAGUCCCAGCCCUUAGCAUGGUCAAAGUUUUAUUUGCUUCUAGCUGCGGUGAGGGUACCGAUCCUCGUUUUUUGAAAUUGGAACCUGUAUUCAGAUGCUCAAAGGUGAAAUGUGGAGAUCGACACAGCAUUCCUCUGACAAUGGAGUGGUCACCUUCUGCCCCGCAUGAUCUAAUAUUAGCUGGAUGCCACGAUGGAACGGUUGCCUUGUGGAAGUUUGCUAAACAAUAUCCAUCUCAAGAUACAAAACCUUUACUUUGCAUCACGGCUGAUUCUGCUCCUAUAAGAGCACUUGCUUGGGCUCCAGAGGAAAGUGAUAAGGAGAGUGCAAAUCUUUUUGUGACCGCUGGACAUGAAGGUUUAAAAUUUUGGGACCUGCGUGAUCCAUACCAUCCGCUAUGGGACUUGAAUCCCACGCCAAGAGCAAUUUUGAGCGUGGAUUGGGUAAAACAUCCUAGAUGUAUUAUCUUAUCACUUGAUGAUGGAACCUUGAGGAUCCUCAGCUUGUGGAAAGCAGCAUAUGAUGUUCCUGUUACUGGAAGACCAUUUGCUGGGACAAAGUAUCAAGGGCUGCAUAGCUUUGGCUGCUCAUCUUUCGCCAUUUGGAGUGCCCAGGUGUCACGAACUCUAGGUCUCGUUGCUUAUUGUAGUGCAGAUGGAUCUGCAGUUCGGUUUCAGGUAACUGAACUAUCUGAUCUUACUGAAGCUGUGGACAAAGAUCCAAAGCGAAACCCUAAACCGCAUUUCCUUUGCGGGUCACUUAUGGAAAAAGGCCAAGUUCUUGAGAUCAAUAGUCCACUACCUGAUGUUCCAGUGCCCAACAUUCCUUUUGCGCAAAAGAAGUCGGUUGAUGACUGUGUGGACACUGCUCCGACCAUGCAGUUGCAUGGUUGCUUCUCAGAUGUGGAUCAGGCAAAACAAACAGGUCAUGCUGUUUCAGGUAGUGAAGAAACAAUGGGAAAUACAACAUCAAAAUCCAGAAAGAAUGAGAAGAAGAAACAGCAUGCAAGUGCUAUUGCUGUGCAAACAAAAUUUCAUGCUGAAAUAGAGCAAGGGAUAUUGCAAAGAAAGGAAAACAGAGAUGAAGGAUCUGCACAACAGUUUGAAGCACAUCCUCCCAAAGUUGUGGCUAUGCAUAGGGUAAGGUGGAACAUGAACAGAGGGAGUGAAAGAUGGUUGUGUUAUGGCGGAGCUGCAGGCAUCAUUCGAUGUCAGCAAGUUUCUUUGCCAAUGUAGUGGGGUAAUACUGUUAGUCAUUAAAUAUAACAAAUGUCUGUCUCCUACUAGUACAUCAUUCAGAAUUGUGGUAUGAUAAAUAUGCUGUAUAUAAUUGUUUUAAUCUAUAUUUCAGUUGCUUCUCCUGUA